Zootoca vivipara (common lizard) is the source of this 1518-nucleotide messenger RNA. Lineage: Eukaryota; Metazoa; Chordata; Lepidosauria; Squamata; Lacertidae. The record is from RefSeq and is a predicted model, not a curated record.
ACGCUGAUUAAGGGUUAUGAAAGGCUGAUGAUGCAUUACAAUUAUCUAACAUUAUUUCAUUUGCCUUUCUUAAAAAUUUGGAACAUAUGGAGGACAGGAGAGAAUGUAUGAGAUGUUAGAAUAAGAGCAGGUGUUGAUUGAUGUGUGUAAUAUUCCUUUGUUUUCUUCCUAGAAAACAAAUAGGAUUUCCUCCCCCCUUCACCCUCCCAAGAAGACUAUGGAGGAGGCCGCCAGAAAUCUGGGGGGCCAUUUCAAUGCCAAUAACGAAGAAGCCAUUAAAAAACCAUUUAAAUGCAUGGAGUGCGGAAAGAGAUUCACUCAGAGUGGACACCUUAGAAACCAUCAACGGACUCACACGGGGGAGAAACCAUUUAAAUGUCUGGAGUGUGGAAAGAGCUUCAAUCGGAGUGGAACACUAAGAAUUCAUCAACGGAUUCACACAGGGGAGAAACCAUUUAAAUGUCUGGAGUGUGGAAAGAGCUUCACUGACAAUAGUAGUUUUAGAACUCAUCAACGGACUCACACAGGAGAGAAACCAUUUAAAUGUAUUGAGUGUGGAAAGAGCUUCAGUCGGAGUCGACACCUUAGAAACCAUCAACGGACUCACACGGGGGAGAAACCAUUUCAAUGUCUGGAGUGUGGAAAGAGCUUCAAUCGGAGUGGAACACUAAGAAUUCAUCAACGGACUCACACGGGGGAGAAACCAUUUGACUGUAUUGAGUGUGGAAUAUGCUUCACUUAUAGUGGAGCACUAAGAAUUCAUCAAUGGACUCACACAGGGGAGAAACCAUUUAAAUGUAUGCAGUGUGGAAAGAGCUUCACUGAGAGUGGAACACUAAGAAUUCAUCAACGGACUCACACAGGAGAGAAACCAUUUAAAUGUAUUGAGUGUGGAAGGAGCUUCACUCAAAGUGGAACACUAAGAAUUCAUCAACGGACUCACACAGGAGAGAAACCAUUUAAAUGUAUGGAGUGUGGAAAGUGCUUCUGUACGGGUGGGCAACUGAAUUCACAUCAUCGAACACACACAGGAGAGAAACCAUUUAAAUGCGUGGAGUGUGGAAAGAGCUUCACUUAUAGUGGAGCACUAAGAAUUCAUCAGCGGAUUCACACGGACUGACAGUGGAAAUCUAAGAAUUCAUCAACGGACUCACACAGGAGAGAAACCAUUUAAAUGUAUGGAAUGUGGAAAGAGCUUCAGUCAGAGUGGACAUCUUAGACAACAUCAACGGACUCACACAGGAGAGAAACCAUAUAAGUGUUAGGGAAGUGGAUCGAGGUUCAGUUGUAGUGGAAGUCUUAGAAAUCCCCUAAAGACUCUGAGGCGUAAGAGCUGUAAGAGUGGAAACUCUACAAGCCAUGAAUUAACUCAAAGAAGAGAAAUGGUUUAAAUAGAAGGAUUGUGGAUUCUGCUUUGGUUAUUAUGGAACGCUUUUUAAAGUGUAGAACCUCUUUCUCUCCGAAUUGACACUUUCCUUCACAUCAGUAACAGGAAAUCACUGAAGGAAGGCAGUGUGU